Messenger RNA from Ectocarpus sp. CCAP 1310/34, 2054 nucleotides. The record is from the annotation of a GenBank genome assembly. NCBI's taxonomy places the organism in Eukaryota, Phaeophyceae, Ectocarpales, Ectocarpaceae.
GCAGCAGCAGCAGCAACUCACGAGUCAUACACAAAGACGACGACGGCGACAUGGUGCUGCCAAAAGGCCGUCGUCCAUGCCGCGGAGGACCCAGGCGCUGGACACUGCUGACUCCCACGGUGCUGUGGUCGGUGGUCAUCCUCGCCAUGAUGCCAAGCUUCUACGGCUUCGUCGGUGGUCUCGGCGGCCUGCCCACGGGGAGGUCUACCGCCGGCACGCGCGGAGUUGCUGCCGCUGACUUGGCAUCAGCAGGGUCGAGCGGGGCAAAGGGGCGGCAGGGCGGGGGCGGGAGCGGGGCAACCGGAAGCGUGAAGGGCUCGCCGUUUGCGGCGGCGUCUUGGCUGAAAGAACGCGUGCGCGAUGGGAAACGAAGGGUGCAGAUGCAGGUAAUGUCAAUGGUGCCGGACACAAGCAUGGACGCGAAAUGCUUCGACGACGCUCCCGUGCCGUUAGACGAGAGAGGUUUUCACGUCAAUGGGUGGCGAUGGCACUCUCGGGCUGUUUUGCGAGACAUCGCACGGUUUCGACGAGCGGCGUUGCAGGCUGCGGAGGCAACCGGUGGGGCGGACGGGGGGGGUGAGAAGGGGGCGGCGGCGGUGGAGCGGGUGGCCAAGUGCUAUGGCUUCAUGUGGACGUUCAGUGUGACGAAGCUGCACAACACGGAGACUAGUCUGUUCUUCCCGUGGCUGAGGGACUUGGUACCAAAGGAGGUGCUACCUCCGCUGAGCGAGUUCGACCGGGAGAGGGCGGGAGUCGUGCGGAUAGGGGAAAAGAUAGGCCAGUUCGUGGCCGAAGCGGAGCGGGCGUCCGCCUCGAAGUCCUCGUCGCCGAGAGCGGCCUUGCUCCGGUGCGCCGAGCUCGCGGAAGAGCUCGAGGCCAAGGCGGCGAGGCUGGCCAGGGUUCAGGAGGCGGCCAUUGUUCCUGUGACGGCGGCGUACACCACCUCCAAGCAGCAGUGGAAGUUCAACGACAAGGUGAUCUUUAGCCUCGGAUUGGUGGAUGCCCAGGUGUUCCUGGUGGCGAUGCACGACGCCAUCAAGUCCGACCGGGAGGAGUUCAACAAGUUCCGCAAGAAUGUUCCGAAGUUUGCGCGAGCCCUCAUCCCGACGUGGCGACGAGUCUUGUACCUCCCUCGAGCGGGCUGCCUGGAAGAAUCUGCCGACGUUGUCGUCGCUCCCUAGGGAGGGUUCCACCACUAGGCCCGGGCGGGCAUGAGCACGCGUACAACUUUUGUUCGCAGGUGUACCGGGGAGGUGCACGCGUGUUGUGUGGAGAGCUAGCUAUGCUUGUGGGAGGCUAUUGGCGGUGACCAAGAUGCGGAAAAGAGAUCUUGUGAAGUUUGGGACAUGGGGGACUUUUUUUUUUGCUGCGCGUCUCGGUUGUAGAUAGAUGGCACGUACCUGCGCGGUGAUUCGUCCUUUUCAUGUCGCCGUGAAACCUUCGGCAAGGUCGGCGGCCCAGGAGUUUGCCCAAAUGGGUGUUUUCCCUCAACGAAGGAUCGGUGUACAUACGCAUGCGUGUGUGGCGUUCAUCCUGCUGAGCUUAGAGAGUUCGCCUUCGGAGGGCCGCAAGCAGAGCACUUGGUGCGGCACAGACAGAAAACAGGACGACAUUUUGUCGCGUGCCCUGGAUUUUUUCGCUGCUCCCGUGAGGUCUGGGUGAGGGUGUGGAACGACCACCUCCGGAAACCCGUUUUUUUUUCCAUUCCAUGUACACCCUGUGCUCGCUCGAUACCAUUGUUACGGACGCACAGACACGUCGAAUUCUGGACGUCUUUAUGCGAGGGUGCGGUGGCAAGCAGUUGACACGUUCCGACCUGACCUAGGUGGGUUGAUGGGCUGUCUUGUAGAUAUGACGCUGACAUACAUACGAGGCUCGCGGCCUGGGCGCUAUGGUUUCCUUGCAAGACCCCUGUGCGUAGCGGCGCGUGGGGUACCGCGAAGCGCGCAAAAACUUGCGUGCGAGAGUCCGCGCUGGACAGCAGACCAAGGCCAGGAGAGGCAUGAAAUACCGAGCCCUCACCAGCCUCUAGAAUUGAAUGGCGAAGAGCGUGU